Anopheles merus is the source of this 3303-nucleotide messenger RNA. Its product is annotated as transcription factor SPT20 homolog. The transcript is spliced from 2 exons. Lineage: Eukaryota; Metazoa; Arthropoda; Insecta; Diptera; Culicidae. The coding region runs from base 673 to 2613 and encodes 646 amino acids. The record is from RefSeq and is a predicted model, not a curated record.
GGGCAGAGGCUGGGAAUAGCACCCCGCAAGCGCAACAAAAUCUCGCGCCCACCAGCGCAACCGUUUCAGUCGAACGUAGACGUUCGCCGUGCAAGCAACGGAAACUGCGCGCCGAAGCGAUCGCCACAGAUUCACGCCGCCGAAAAGCGAACACGUUUUCCGGGCCCUUCUCGGGCCAGCGUUGUCAUUUCAGUGCACUGUUUGGGAGUGGGUGUGCUUGUGUGUGUGUGUGUGUGUAUUUUUACCUCUCAUUUGAAUAGUUACCACCGUGAGAGUGUGUGUCGUGCCGUGCUGCGCAAUUUGAGUGGCAAAGAAGUAGGCUACGCCUGGUGGAAUCGUUCUAAUGACAGGAGAAGCGAAGAAAAAAACCCACAAAUAAGAACGAAUAAACAAAAACCCUUUUCCGCAGUGACAGUGCGUGUGUAUGUGUGUGAGAGAGAGAAAAAAAAGAGUGCUAAGUGUAUCAAAAUUGUUGCAGCGCACGAACUAAAAACCAAAACUCUGUCGCAGCAGCAUCCCCUCAUCCUCAACGGUCGUUUCCACGGGCUCAAAUAGCACAUCAACGUGCUCAACCUUGAACGCAGCAAGCGUGCCGCUAGCAGCAGUUGCUAGAGGCGAACCGGAAACAACAAAGCGAAAAGAAAAUAGAGCAAAAACAAAAAAAUUACAAAAAUGCUGUUCCGGCGACUUUUCCUGGCGAUGGUGCUGCUGGCCGCGGUCCUCGCUGUGGUGGCUAGGGAGGAGGGUGCGGCCGACCGGAAGCUCAACAUUGAUCCGGCCCUGCGCAAGGCGCUGCUGCGGGCGCUGCGCCACCUGAAGGAGCGCCAGGAGGAGGAAAAGCAGGACCAGCAGCAGCCGCUGGGCGACGCGAACACGACGGAGGAAAACUUCGCCACCACCAUCCUGGACGAGCUGCUCGAGGAGAGCACGGUGGCGGACGGGGCGCCGGCCCCGCCCGUCCCCAACUUCCAGACGUACGUCGCGAACGCCCGGGAGGACGACACGAUCGAGGGCGAGGUGGAGCAGCGGGACACGGGCGCGGUAGCGAUCGGGUCGGGCGAUGCGAACGAGAUCAUCAAGACGAUCAUCAUCGCGAAACCGAAGGCGUCACCCGUCCUGCCGAAGCUCGAGUCGGAAAACGAGAUCGUGCCGGUGGUCGGUUCGGACAGCCCGCCCGGCACGACGGUGGCACCGACCAGCACCACCCAGCAGCCCGAACCGGUGUCCACGACCCUCGCCCCGGUACCGACGACGCCCGCGCCCACCCACAACGAGGACGGCGAGAACAUCGAGCAGGUGAAGUCGGAGGACGUGAAGAUAUUCCAGGCACCGCUCGUGGCCGCCUUCACCGUCCAGCAGGAUCAGCUGGGCGUGCCGCGGAACGUGAUACCGCUGCUGCAAACGCCACCGAAGCAGCAGCAGCAGCAGCCAGCCGCCGGGACCGACUUUAAGCCCUCGCCGGUGAUACUGCCGGCCGCCCCGGCGGUGCCACUGCUGGCGCCGCUCCAGCCAGUGCCGUCCACGCAAGCGCUGCUCGCGCCGCUCAAGCCGGCCGCAGGGAUCGGGCUGAGCACGCGCGCCCUGGAGGAAAAGACGCACCAGCUCGAGCAGCAGCUGAUAGCGCUCCAGAACCAGCAGCGUGCCCAGGAGCAGCUGCUGCGGGCGAAGCUGCAGCAGGAGCAGGCCAUCAUACACCAGCAGCAGCAGCAGCUCCAGCAGCAGAAGCAGCGGCUCGAGGAGGAGACGCGGCUGCGCAUACAGCGGUUCGAGCAGGAGCAGCGGCUCUUCCGCCAGCAGCAGCAGCAGUUCCAGCAGCAGCAGCAACAGUUCCAGCAGCCGCCACCCUCCCAACAACAGCUGCCGCCGUUCAAGCCGCAACCGCUGCCACUGCAGCAGCAGCAGCAGCAGCCGCAACUCCCGCUAGCACCGCAGCCUACCUUCGUCCAGGAGCUGCCACGGCCUGGGCCCGCGGUACAGUUCAUACCGAGCGUCAGCCUGCCGGGCGGCAAACCGAUCCCGAUCUCGGUGGAGCAGCAGCUUCCCUUCAAGGAAGCUGUCGACUUCCAGCCCCAACAGCCGCCCCAGCAGCAGCAGCAGCAGCAGGGAGUCCAGACGACGACCUCCGUCGAGCAGGUGAAGGCACUAAGCCAGCCGCCGCAGCUAUCCCGCGACCAGGCCCUGCCGCUCAAACCGUUCCAGCCGUUCAAUCUGUUCCCAGUGCUGCCGCCGCUACUGCUCGGCCCGAGCCCCUUCGAUCAGCAGCAGCUGCCACCGCUCCAGCAGCGCAAUCGCGUCUUCCGACAGGAGCCGCCGUUCACCGGUAACUUCGGGCUCAACGGAGGUCCACCACCGCAGCAGCAGCAGCAGCAGCAGCAGGCACCGUUCCGUCCAUCCCAACCGCUUGCAUUCAACGGACAGCAGCAGUCACUCACCGACAGCCAGAAUCUGCAGAAUCUGCUCUUCCAGUCCGGCAUCACGUCCCGCUCGGCGGAGGAUUUCAACAUCAUCACGAAGGUGCUCGCCCUGAACCACGGCAUCCCGCAGGCGUCCUCCCAGCGCAUGUUCGCCAAGCUCAGCCCGGACCAGCAGCGGCAACUGCUGUUCCGGAAGUGAACAUCUCCAUCCUUACUCGCUCCCAUCGCCCCCACCACCACCAUCCACCUUCAUCAGAACGUUAACGUGUGGUCCGCUCGUUAGUGUGGUUUUGGUUAGCUAACCUCAUCUCUGCCAUAUUUAUUAUUUGUCACCACUACACCAUCCCAAUCCACUGCUGCCGAUGGCGCGUAGCCCAACAGUGGGACGGUAUUUUCCUUUUCCCUUCAUUCUUAUCACUGUCGACAUACUCUUUCCUGCCUUCUGCCACAUUUGAGCCUAGCUUCUACCAUCUGGUUAGAAGUUCACGCCUUUUUGCCGCAGAUAGGUCCUCCUCCUCUGUGUCUCCUCUAUCUCUUGCUCUUUUAUGCUAGUAUUGUAAGGAAUAGUACGUACGUCGGCCGUCUUGGCGUUUUGCACUGCCGUGGUGAGCCACAUUCAGCCACGCUAGCGUGUAGGAUAUUCUAAAUCCCUGUCCGGAGGCCUUAUCCCUCCCAUUUUUGUUUUAAGUUUCUUUCAGACGUUGCAGGUUGCAUUGCCGGCAAACGCAGUCGCGGCUUGCGAUUGGAGAUUAUUAAGUAGCUCUUUAGUAUUGUAUUUCCUCGCCGGUCGGUUCGCAACGAUCGGUUGAUUCACUGAAAUAAAUGGUACUAUAAUUAAGACGGCGAAAUACGGCGGGCAGUGGUUGUGUUUCUUCUUUGCCGAUCAAAU